AUGACCAUCGUCCCUCAGCUGGUCCCCCAAUGCGAUGGUGUCGUCCUCGAGCUAGGUCCGGGUCUGGGCAACCAGCUCUGCCGCUUUGACAAGAGCAAGGUCACGCGCAUCCUCGGUGUUGAGUGCAAUCCAUAUUUCAUCCCCGACUGCCAGAAGCAAAUCGAGGAGCAAGGGCUCGAGGACAAGUACGAGCUCAUCACCAGCAGCAUCCAGGACAGCGAUGUUCUCGAAAGGUACGGAAUCGAAGCGGGAAGCCUAGACACCGUCCUGAGCAUCCAGGUGCUCUGCUCCGUGCCAAACCCCACCGCCGUGGUCAAGGAGCUCUACCGCCUGCUCAAGCCGGGUGGAAAGCUCAUCUUCUGGGAGCACCAUCGCAGCUCGGACUGGAUUACCGCUGCGGCGCAAUAUUUCUGGAACCCCUUCUGGUGGCCGUUCGUCGGAGGCUGCAAUUUAACGCGCGACACUAGGGCCGUCAUCGCCGCGGCGGGAGAGUGGGAAAACUAUGACAGUAUCGAAGGGGACGAGAAGCCAUGGAGCAUGAUGCCGCGACCGGCUGUUGCUCACUUUCUAUCGAUUGCUGAUGACCCAUUUUCUCGAGAUGAGCGCACCGGCGACUUGCUCCUCGGCUCAAACCAACCCAGCGGAUGGUACUGCCUCCAUUUCGCCGACGAGAACCAGAUUCUCCGCAACGAGUUCAACGACGCAUGCAUCAUCAACGUCGACAGCGAAUUCCAGUGUCUCGAUCCCACCCCGGGCGAGAUGAUCUACGCUGUCAGCAAAUCUGGCUUGGCGGGCGGCCGAAACCUCCAGCUCGCCGCCAAGGGACUCGCCAGCACUUGCGAUGGGAUCCAUGAGUAA
Molecule: messenger RNA, 858 nt
Organism: Drechmeria coniospora
Lineage: Eukaryota; Fungi; Ascomycota; Sordariomycetes; Hypocreales; Ophiocordycipitaceae
Exons: 3
Coding region: 1-858 (285 amino acids)
Molecular function (GO): S-adenosylmethionine-dependent methyltransferase activity
Source: RefSeq, a predicted model, not a curated record